CGCGGGGAGACGGCGGCACCGGGGCUGCCGGGCGGCGUCGCUCGCUGCGAGGGGAGGGGAUUUAAAAAAAAAAAAAAAUUGGGGAAAAAAAAAAAAAGUGAGGGAGGGGUGGAAGGAAGGUGCUUCAACUUCUGCUCUCCCUGCCCGGCAAGGUGGUCAGGAGUUAUAGACAGCUUCGCAGCAAGGCUUCACAAACUCUUAGCUGCAUCCUUUAAUCAUGACUACAUUUCAGAUAGGCUAAAAGGAAUCCAAGAAGGUGGCACUGAAGACCUUGAGCAACCCAGCAAUCAACCACGAAUAGAAUCGUAGAUUUUCUAAAUGCCAACUUAUCUUCUUGGCCAAGGUCUCUUCCUGGUCAUAGGACUAGGUGACAUCUAGUGAAGGAAAGUACAAAGAUAACAUUAUAAGAUCAUGGGGAAUUCAUAUGCAGGGCAACUAAAAUCUGCCCGUUUUGAAGAAGCUCUUCAUAACUCCAUAGAAGCUUCUCUGAGAUGUAGUAGCGUUGUCCCACGGCCGAUCUUCUCUCAGCUGUACUUGGAUCCUGACCAGCCUCCUUUCUUGCCGGAAGAUGUGAAGCCAAAGGUGGAAGAGUUGGAUAAAGAGUUAGUACAUCGCUACUCACAAAAUGGAAACCUGGACUUUUCUGCCAACCAAACUGGUAAUGAAAUGGAAGAUGAAGAGGAGGAUGAAGACAUGUCAGAUUCAAGCAGUCCACCAAUCCCAUAUUCACAAAAACCUGCCCCAGAAGGGUCUUGCACUACUGAUGGCUUUUGUCAAGCAGGCAAGGAUUUACGGUUAGUAUCUCUGUGCAUGGAGCAAAUUGAUAUCCCAGCAGGCUUCCUGUUAGUAGGAGCCAAGUCUCCAAACCUUCCUGAGCACAUUCUAGUCUGCGCUGUCGACAAGCGGUUUUUGCCAGAUGAUCAUGGAAAAAAUGCACUUUUAGGAUUUUCUGGCAAUUGUAUAGGCUGUGGAGAAAGAGGAUUUCGGUACUUCACAGAGUUUUCCAAUCAUAUCAACCUGAAAUUAACCACUCAGCCAAAGAAGCAGAAGCACUUAAAGUACUACCUAGUAAGAAGCUCCCAAGGUGUACUGUCAAAGGGACCUCUUAUUUGCUGGAAAGAUUCUUCAGUGUUCAGUCCAGCAAAAUCGUCUUCUGCUGUUAACUUAAGUGGAACUCAAGACCCGUCUCGGAACAAGAACAUUGUGAAACCUUUGGCUUUGUCAGUACAGCUUGUAGGAAAGACAUUUGCUGCAGCUCCCCUUUCACUGCGUGCCACUGAUGUUGCUAAUGGAAACGCUAAUGGAGGAAGAAAUAAUGUAUUGAGUUCUGCAGUCUCUCGGCCAAUGCCUCACUUGACCUCUCCUAGCCCUGGCUGUGCAGCUGGAGACCAAGCAUCAAUGUCCAGUUCUGGACCACCAAAGAAACGUCAUCGGGGAUGGUCUCCUGGCUCCCCAGUCCCUCCUCCUGGCUUAGUGGUACCUGUUCCUGCAAUUCGACCCUCAACUAGAACAGAGCCUCUUUUGUCAGUCCCAGUUCCUCAAUCCAUGUUAACUGGAAUUUUACAGCCUCAACCCAUCCCGGCAGGGGAGACUGUAAUAGUUCCUGAAAACCUGCUGAAUAACUCGGGAGUCAGACCAGUGAUUCUGAUAGGUUAUGGCACUUUACCUUAUUUCUAUGGCAAUGUCGGUGAUAUUGUUGUGAGUCCCUUACUGGUGAAUUGCUACAAGAUUCCACAGCUGGAAAACAAGGAUCUGGAUCUCCUGGGUUUGACCAGCAGUCAGCUGCUAACCGUGGAGAACAUGAUACUUUUAACUAUUCAGUAUCUUGUACAACUAGAGCCAAUUUUCUGGCUAUUUUUUGUGCCUGGAAGAGGUCCUGACCAGAUACCCCUGAGGGAAGAAUUUGAGCAGAUCAUGUUGAAAGCUAUGCAGGAGUUCACUCUGAGAGAGCGAUCCUUGCAGAUGAGUGCACAGUGCAUCUCUGUGUCGCCAGGUCAACUCCCUUGGCUUGCUAGGUUAAUUGCUAGUGUGUCCCGGGACCUUGUGCACGUGGUUGUUACCCAGAACUCACUGGCAGAGGGCAUCUCGGAGACCUUGAGGUCUCUCAAUGAAGUGAAACAUCAGCAAAAGCUCCCAGAUUAUGUAGUUGCAAUUUGCACAUCCAAGAUAAGAGGAAAUGAAUUCUGCGUACUAGUCCUAGGUCAAUAUCAAUCUAGAGCACUUGCAGAAAGCAUGCUUACCACCAGUGAAUUUUUGAAAGAGAUCAGUUACGAGCUCAUCACAGGGAAAGUUAGUUUCCUGGCAUCACAUUUCAAAAACACAUCUUUAGGUGAUGAUUUGGACAAGCUGUUAGAGAAAAUGCUACAGCAGCGAGGGGAAAGCGUCAUUAUUCCUUUUAAUGGAGAUGUUAGUGAAUGCGUAUCAUCACAGGAGGCAAUUGCCAUGGUUUCUACACAAGAACCAGAUUUGGAUGUUGAUACCUUCCAAAUUUACCAGCCACAGCUUACAGUUGCCAGAAAGCUCUUGUCCCAGGUUUGUGCUAUAGCAGACAGUGGCAAUCAGAGCCUGGACCUGGGCCACUUCAGCAAAGUAGACUUCAUCGUUAUAGUUCCCCGUUCAGAAGUCCUGGUGCAGCAGACCCUGCAACGGAUUCGACAAUCAGGUGUCCUUGUGGACUUGGGCCUAGAAGACAAUGGAACAGCGUAUCAGAGAGCUGAGAAAUACGUGGUUCGGCUAGACAAUGAGAUUCAAACAAAAUUUGAAGUUUUCAUGAAACGAGUGAAGCAGAAUCCAUAUACGCUGUUUGUGCUGGUUCAUGACAAUGCCCAUGUAGAUUUAACAAGUGCCAUUUCAAGUUCCCUGUCACAUGGUGAGCCUAGUCAUGGUCUGGCUGAUAGAGUUAUUAAUUGCAGGGAGGUCCUUGAAGCAUUCAACCUCCUUGUUCUUCAGGUCAGCUCUUUUCCUUACGCCUUGCAAACGCAGCAGUCCAGGAUCAGCUCUAGCAAUGAGGUACAUUGGAUACAAUUUGAUACUGUGGAUGAUACUGCCAGUGAAGACAAGCUAUACUUCGGCUUGAAUGAAUACAGCAAAUCCCUCCAAUGGGGAGUCACAAGUCCACUUCUGAGAUGUGAUGAAACCUUUGAAAAAAUGGUCAACACGCUUUUAGAAAGGUAUCCUCGGCUGCACAGCAUGGUGAUUCGCUGCUACCUUCUCAUCCAGCAGUAUUCCCAGGCUCUGAUGGCUCUCACGACCAUGGCCUCGCUAAGAGAUCACAGCACGCCUGAAACGCUCAGCAUAAUGGAUGACCUUAUCACUUCUCCCGGAAAGGAUAAGAACGGCUGCGGCCACAUGCUCGUCAUUAGGGUGCCGUCUGUGCAGCUGGCCAUGCUGGCCAAGGAGAGGUUACAAGAAGUAAGAGACAAGCUAGGUCUGCAGUACCGCUUUGAGAUCCUCCUUGGGAAUCCGGCUUCAGAGCUUACGGUUGCGAAACACUUUGUGACACGGUUGAAGGCUUGGAGGGGAAAUGAGCAGGAUGACUGGAUUCCUCGCACCUAUCAGGAUUUGGAAGGUCUGCCUUGCAUCGUUAUUCUAACUGGCAAGGAUCCUCUGGGAGAAACUUUCCCCAGGUCAUUGAAGUACUGCGACCUUCGGCUAAUUGACUCGAGCUACUUAACUCGGACUGCAUUAGAGCAAGAAGUAGGCCUGGCAUGCUGCUACGUCUCGAAGGAGGCGAUUCGAGGGCCCAUUGUAGCUCUUGACCUGAGUGAGAAGGAGCACGAGAAAGCUAAUGGUAGCGAGAAUGACUCUGAUGAGCUGCUGAUAGACUUGGACAGACCGCAGAGUAAUAGCAGCGCUGUCACCGGAACCUCAGGCUCCCUGGCUGACAACGGUGUGAGCUCCUCGAGUGCUGCGGACAAGUCUCAGAAGCAAGCACCAUCGCUCAACUUUCAGACUGUGGCGCACAGCUCGGUCGAUGAGGGGGCCUACCCUGCUUUCACAGCUGGAGAGACCCUGAAACAAGAAUGCGACUCCCUGGGUAACCAGAUGGCAAGCAGCACCACUUCGAAACUGUCGUCGCUGUCUUCAGUCUCCCAGACGUUUCGGUGGCCUGGCCACUCAGCCAAAGACAGCAAGGCCCUGCGUGCUGCGCUGCCACGCAUCGUCAUCCUGUCGAAAGCUGCGUACUGCCUCCUGAGCUCGCAGAAAAGUGGGAAUUUGCCUUCUUCCUCUUCCCUCCUGCCUCACGCCGACGUGUCUUGGCUGAGCUCUCUCAGGCCCCUGCUUCACAAGGACAUGAGCAGCGAGGAGCAGUCGCUCUACUACCGGCAGUGGACGACAGCCCGACAGCACCACGCGGACUUCAGCAAUCAGGGUGAGGCGUCCGGCUCAAGGAGCUUUCACCCCAGGCGGCUGCUUUUGACAGGACCACCACAAGUGGGAAAGACUGGCUCGUAUCUGCAGUUCCUGAGGAUCCUCUUUCGCAUGCUGAUCAGGUUGCUGGAAGUAGAUGUGUACGAUGAAGAAGAAAUAAAUGCCAAUCAUACAGAAAACAGUGAAAUUACUCAGUCUAGCAAUGACCACUGGCCAGAUAUUGAGAUCUUCAGUAAAAUGUCUUUUGACCUGAGCGUACAUGACCCCAAGUACAGAACUAUAAGUCCAGUGUACACAGAACAACUGUCAAGAGUGAAACAAGAAACAAGCAAAGAAACGAAAUCGGAGGAACCUAAGAAAAGAGAGACCGUGUCCAUGAUGUUGACAAAAUACGCAGCUUACAACACGUUCCAUCACUGCGAGCAGUGCCAUCAGUACAUGGACAUUAACCCUGCUGCACAGGUAUCUGACUCCACCCUGCAUGCUUUCACAUUUUCAUCCUCGAUGCUAGGAGAAGAGGUUCAACUGCAUUUUAUAAUCCCCAAGUCCAAAGAGAACCAUUUUGUCUUCAGCAAGCAAGGAAAACAUCUAGAAAGCAUGCGUCUCCCACUCGUUUCUGACAAGAAUUUGAAUGCAGUCAAGAGUCCAAUCUUCACUCCAUCAAGUGGACGUCACGAACACGGCCUCUUGAACCUCUACCAUGCCAUGGAAGGCAUCAGCCACCUUCACCUCCUCGUAGUCAAGGAGUACGAAAUGCCGCUGUACCGCAAAUACUGGCCCAACCACAUCAUGCUCGUCCUGCCUGGCAUGUUCAACAAUGCUGGCGUUGGUGCUGCCAGGUUUCUGAUUAAAGAGCUGUCCUACCACAAUCUAGAGCUGGAACGAAACCGCUUGGAGGAGCUGGGGGUCAAACGCCAGUGUGUGUGGCCUUUCAUUGUGGUCAUGGAUGACUCCUGCGUGUUGUGGAACAUGCACAGCGUCCACGAACAGUCCAGCCAGUCCCUGGAGCCUGGGGGUACCAGUAAGAACGUCUCUUUGAAGAGUGUUCUCCAGCACAUCGAAGCCACCCCCAAAAUCGUUCACUAUGCAAUACUGGGCGUUCAGAAGUGGAACAGCAAGCUGAGCGCCAGGAGAAUGAAGGCUCCGUUCUCCAGGUGCCACGUGCGUGACUUUAUACUGCUCAACAUAGACCUGACCCAGAACGUGCAAUAUGAUCUGAACAGGUAUUUCUGUGAAGAUGUAGAUUUUAAUCUGAGGACCAACAGUAGUGGCCUGCUCAUCUGUCGCUUCAACAACUUCAGUGUCAUGAAGAAACAUAUUCAGGUCGGAGGACAAAAGGACUUUGUCGUUAAGCCAAAAAUCAUGGUUUCGGACAGCCUGGCACCAAUAAUGCCUCUUCAGUACGUCUGUGCCCCAGACAGUGAGCAUACCUUGCUGGCAGCCCCAUCGCAGUUCCUCCUGGAGAAGUUCCUUCAACACGCGACGUACAAACUCUUCCCAAAGGCCGUUCACAACUUCAAGAACCCGGUGCUGGCCAUUGACUGCUACCUGAACAUCGGACUCGAGGUGGCUAUAUGCUAUGUUAGCUCCCGCCCGCACUCAGUCAACGUCAACUGUGAAGGGGUGUUCUUCAGCGGACUCCUGCUCUAUCUCUGUGACUCUUUUGUGGGUGCAGACCUCCUCAAGCGGUUCAGGUUUCUGAAAGGUGCCACACUCUGUGUCAUAUGUCAAGACAGAAGCUCGCUACGGCAGACAAUAGUCCGCUUGGAGCUGGAGGACGAGUGGCAGUUCCGACUUCGGGAUGAGUUUCAAACUGCUAACAGCAGCGAUGACAAACCACUCUAUUUUCUUACCGGACGCCAUAUAUAAGCUUCGAUAAGACACCGAU
Molecule: messenger RNA, 6259 nt
Organism: Cygnus atratus (black swan)
Lineage: Eukaryota; Metazoa; Chordata; Aves; Anseriformes; Anatidae
Gene: GREB1L
Product: GREB1 like retinoic acid receptor coactivator
Exons: 35
Coding region: 412-6240 (1942 amino acids)
Biological process (GO): multicellular organism development; kidney development
Source: RefSeq, a predicted model, not a curated record